Molecule: messenger RNA, 1733 nt
Organism: Daktulosphaira vitifoliae (grape phylloxera)
Lineage: Eukaryota; Metazoa; Arthropoda; Insecta; Hemiptera; Phylloxeridae
Exons: 3
Coding region: 706-1224 (172 amino acids)
Source: RefSeq, a predicted model, not a curated record
CGAAUAUUUUAAGUUUAAACUGAAAAACGUAUAUUUUAUUUAAAAGUUAUAAGUUUUACACAGUUUUUGUGUAAUACAAGGUAAUACAAGUGGUUAAUACAAGUGUUCACAUUUUUAAUAUUAUGGGUUUACCCCCCUCCUAAGGGAUUUCUGAAUAUCUCUCUAUACGGUGUUCUUUAUUUAUUAAUAAACUUCUUAGAAGGUUAAAAAAUCAUCCAAUAUAGAAUCGGGUUAAAAACAUUUAUGUGUAGAUGUUUUGUGUGUGUUUUUUCAUCCCUACUUAAAAUUUAAAAAAAUAUAAUAAUUUCAUUGGUUGAGUGAUUCAGUUAGAAUUUCUCUAUUAGCUAUAAAAUAGAGUAAAAUACUUGAUUAUUCGAUAUAGGUUUUACAGUUUAACAUCGUCAACAUCGAGUCAGCAACAUGAACAUGUUCACAUCUUACAGAAACUCGUCUAACAUGGACUAUCGGUAUCUCAUACAUAAGAAAAAAUGACUUCGGAAAGCACUGAAUAGAUGGCCAAAAUACACGCCAACAAAUCCACCUUCUAAAUUAUUGGACGUUACAUCAUUCAACAUUGAUUUUAGAGAAUGUAAGUUUAUUCAAAUUGGAUUUUAUUCUAUUACACUACAAAUUAAAUCACAUGUUGUCACACCUUGGAGACAUAUAUGCAUUAAUGAGGAGUUUAUUAAUCGUUUAUUUGGAUACAUGGGAAAGUUGCUGUCUAAUGUUUUAUCGACUGUACCUAUUAAAUCCGAAUGUGUGUUAAUAAACAAGGAUUCGGAUGUUGUUAUCUCAAAAACGUUCUAUAGAACAGAAAAUGCUAUAAUACUUCAAUCGAGAGUUGUUAGAGACUCGAGAAUUUUACUAACUGCGAGAAACGUACUUAAACUUCAAGAACUAAAAUUUGUUAUUCAUGAAUCUGUUGUAAAAAAACUAUCAUAUGGGCAAAAAGUUAUUAAAUCACAAGUCGAAACUAUAAUUAGUUACUUUUCACAGCAUAAUAUAGAGGAAUUAUCAGAAAAUUCAAUAAAAAAAUUUAUUCAUGAUCAUGAAAAAUUUCGGUCAUGUAUAAAUAUAAAUGCCAAUGAACCAGAUUUCACGCAACAAAUAAUGAUACAUGCAGAUGACUAUAUAGCAAAAGAAGUUUACAAAAAUCAAAUUAAAAAAAAUAAGGUCGCUCAACGCGUUUUAAGAAAAUUGACCAAAAAUACUCAAAAAACAUAAAAUGUCAUUAUUUAUUCAAAAUAAUUGCGCAAAGUUCAUAAAAAUCUCAAAAAUAUGGUUAAGUUCUACGAACACCUAAAUCAAUCAUCAGACGAUGCAGGAAAAAAUAAUCGUCGGACACGCUGGAAUAAAAUACAAAUCAAUUAUAAUAAUAAUUAAACUUUCAAUAAAUAUUCUUUUUUUUUUUUUAAUAACGUAUUAAUAAUUAGAUUAAUAAUAAACCGUUAAUCGGAGUUAUAAAAAUUUAUUGUAAUAAUCAUCAUCAGACAGUGCCGGAAAAAUUUUCGGUCGCUGCUGGAAUAAAAGAAAAUUUGAUAAAAAUAUUAUAAUACUCAUAAAAUUUAAUAAUUAUCUCAAUGAUCAAAAUCUAAAAUAAUAUUAAUCGAGUAGUAUUAAGAUGCUAAAAAAUUGAUUUUAAUAAGUAAUACUACUUAAUUUUUGUUGUGUUAUCUAACUGCGUUGUCGCAACUAACCCGUACAUCUAGUUUAAUAAAGACUCUCAUACCACA